AUGACCAAGCGGAAAUCUCUCGGCGAUGAUGCAGAAAGGGCCUUUUGGGAUGAGCAGAUGGAAAAGGAUCUAGUUGAUGCUUUUCUAGUUGAAGUGAGAAAUGGCAAGCGGGCAGAGAAUGGUUUCAAGAAGGAAUCCUAUAGCCGUGUUGCCCACUUCAUCAAUGAAGGUCAUGGCACUACACUAGAUGUGCAGCAAGUCAAAAACAAAUACAGUUCGAAGAAAUAUGAUGUUUUUACUGCAUUGAAAAGCAAUUCUGGCUUUGGUUGGGAUGCGGAAAAUCAACUUCCAACCGCUCCAAUUGAUGUCUGGGAACGCUACCUCAGUGCAAAUCCUAAGGCAAGAGAGUUCCGGAAAAAAACUCUCAAGCACUAUCGGGAACUAGAGGAACUCUUUCUCGGCGUUCGCGCAACUGGUGAAUAUGCAAUAACGCCGAGUACGAUCUUCGAUUUGAAACCUAUCGCCGCUAGCUCCGUACAACCCUCAAAUUCUGAGCCUCAUUCACAGCCAGGUUCCGAUGGAGAGACACCACUGGCAGCGGAACCAGUUCCAAUGAGCCAGAGAAUUAAAGAGGAGCCCAGUUUGAAAAGAGUAAAGAGGGAACGGAUAUCCAGUGGAAAGGCUAUAGCUCAGGCAUUAUUAGAGAUUAAAGACACUGCACAGGUCCUAGCUAUCAACUUGUUUGAGAAUAUCCGGAAAGCGGAAAUUUUUAUUACAAUGAACCCGGGAAAGUUGAGAGAUGCUUGGCUCGAGAAGGAAUUGAAGAAAUACAAUUCCUCUUCAGGAUUAUGCGCUCGAAUAAAGUUUUGGAGAGCUGUAAGGGCGAGUACAAGGUGUAUUUGA
Morchella importuna is the source of this 843-nucleotide messenger RNA. RefSeq lists its product as uncharacterized. The record is from RefSeq and is a predicted model, not a curated record. The transcript is spliced from 6 exons. Bases 1 to 843 code for a protein of 280 amino acids. NCBI's taxonomy places the organism in Eukaryota, Fungi, Ascomycota, Pezizomycetes, Pezizales, Morchellaceae.